Messenger RNA from Paraphaeosphaeria sporulosa, 3132 nucleotides. RefSeq lists its product as uncharacterized. The record is from RefSeq and is a predicted model, not a curated record. Gene Ontology annotation, biological process: mRNA catabolic process; regulatory ncRNA-mediated gene silencing. The transcript has 4 exons. Gene Ontology annotation, molecular function: RNA binding; nuclease activity. Gene Ontology annotation, cellular component: cytosol; nucleus; RISC complex. NCBI's taxonomy places the organism in Eukaryota, Fungi, Ascomycota, Dothideomycetes, Pleosporales, Didymosphaeriaceae. Bases 156 to 2807 code for a protein of 883 amino acids.
ACGACCUCUCCCUCGCAGCUUCUUUCAACUUCUACCUCGAAAGACAGCAUUGCAAUUCAACUGGCAGAACCAAUUGCAUAGCAGCUGUCUGUUUUUGCCGCUGGCACCCUCGAUUCACACAAGCACAACCCGUCACGUCGCCCCCGCCACCCACCAUGUCGCUUCUUGAGGCGAAGGUCAAGAGCGUCCUCUCCGGAGACACGGUCAUCUUGCACAAUAUCAACAACCCCAAGCAGGAGCGCACCCUGAGCCUGGCCUAUGUUACUGCCCCGCGAAUGCGGCGGGAGGGAGACGAGCAAUUCGCCUUCGAGUCGCGCGACUUCCUCCGCCGCCAGCUUGUCGGCAAGGUCGUUCAAUUUAAGAUUUUGUAUAAAAUCCCCACAGGCGCCAACCGCGAGUAUGGCCUCAUCUCGCUGCCAAACCGAACGAACUUGCCUGAUCUCGCCGUCGCCGAAGGCUGGCUGAAGCUGCGCGAUGACGCAGGCCGCAAGGAAGACUCCGAGGAAGCUGCUGCUAUCCUGGAGAAGCUCCAGGUGUACGAGGCACGGGCAAAGGCCGAGUCCAAGGGCCUGUGGCAGGAGUCUGGCUCCCGCAUCAGCUCGUCUUCCGAGUUGAGCGAUGCAAAGCAGUUCGUUGAAGACAACAAGGGCCAGGAUCUCACUGCGAUCGUAGAAAAGGUUCUCGCUGGCGACCGCCUCAUUGUGCGCUUCCUUCUCUCGCCCACCGAGCAUGUUCAGACCCUCAUUCUCCUUGCGGGUAUCCGAGCCCCGGCUACGAAGCGAACCAGCCCCUCGGACGGCAAGGAACAACCCGCAGAGCCUUUUGGCGAUGAAGCACAGCAAUUCGUCGAGACACGGUUAUUGCAACGAAACGUUACUGUCAACGUAUUGGGAACCAGCCCUACCGGACAGAUCGUGGCGACCGUCAGACAUCCCACCCAAGGCAGCAUUGCGCCCUUCCUGCUCGAGGCAGGUCUGGCCAAGUGUACCGAUCACCACACCACGCUACUCGGCGGAGACAUGGCUGCGCUUCGACAAGCUGAGAAGAGGGCAAAGGACUCCAAGCAGGGCGUAUACCAAGGUCACGUUGCCCCGAAAGCUUCAACCGCUGGUCAGAACGAAGCCACCGUGAGCAGAGUCCAAAGUGCGGAUACGCUUUUCUUAAGGAACAAAGCUGGUGCAGAGAAGCGCAUCAACCUGAGCAGUGUUCGUCAACCAAAGCCCACCGACCCCAAGCAGGCGCCAUGGGUACCAGAAGCCAAGGAAUUCCUACGGAAAAAGUUGAUCGGAAAGCAUGUCCAGUUCCGCAUCGAUGGAAAGCGCCCGGCCACUGAAGGCUAUGAUGAGCGCGAGAUGGCCACCGUCACAUACCAAGGCAAGAACGUCGGUCUGCUUCUUGUGGAGAAUGGUCUGGCUUCUGUGAUCCGUCACCGCCAAGAUGACACCGACCGUAGCCCUAUCUACGACGACCUUUUGCUCGCCGAGUCAGCUGCUCAAGAGGCGCAGAAGGGAUUGUGGUCACCUAAGGCUCCUUCGGCGAAGCAAUAUGUUGACUACUCCGAGUCUCUCGAGAAGGCCAAGCGCCAGCUGACACUCCUUUCACGGCAACGCAAGGUUCCCGCCAUUGUUGAUUUCGUGAAGUCAGCAUCUCGAUUCACCGUGCUUGUCCCACGUGAGAACGCAAAGCUCACCUUUGUGCUCUCUGGCAUCCGCGCGCCACGUUCUGCACGCAACCCGACUGAGACGGGCGAGCCCUUUGGUCAAGAAGCACACGACUUCGCUAACAAGCGUUGCCAGCAGCGAGAUGUUGAAAUUGACGUAGAGGACUGCGACAAAGUCGGUGGCUUCAUCGGCGCACUCUACAUCAACCGCGAGAACUUCGCCAAGACCUUGGUUGAAGAGGGUCUUGCAUCAGUACAUGCCUACUCUGCGGAGAAGUCUGGCAAUGCAAACGAGCUGUUCGCUGCCGAGAAGCGGGCGAAGGACGCGCGGAAGGGAAUGUGGCACGACUACGAUCCUUCGCAGGACGAGGAUGCGGAGCAGGCCGAUUCUGGUGCUGAUGUCAACGGACAAAACGGCGACGCGGCGGUGGAACGCCGGAAAGACUACCGCGAUGUGCUCGUUACCCACGUUUCCGAUGAGGGGCGAUUGAAGCUGCAGCAAGUCGGAACAGGUAGCGCCGCCUUGACCGAGCUCAUGAACGCGUUCCGCAGCUUCCACCUGAACCCUACAAACAACCAGGGUCUACCGAACCCUCCCAAGGCCGGCGACUUUGUGGCUGCCAAGUUCAGCGCAGACGAUGAGUGGUACCGAGCUCGUAUCCGACGCAACGACAGGGAGGCGAAGAAGGCCGAAGUCGUCUACAUUGAUUACGGCAACUCGGAGACUAUCCCCUGGUCGCGCCUACGCCCUCUCUCGCAACCGCAAUUUUCUCCACAAAAGCUAAAGGCUCAGGCCCAGGAUGCACAGCUCUCGUUUGCUCAGUUGCCCAGCAACCCUGAAUACCUUGCGGAUGCGAUUCACUUCAUUUCACAAGAGACGGCCGACCGCCAACUUGUCGCUAACGUCGAUCAAGUGGACAAGGAUGGCACUCUCUGGGUGACCCUAUUCGACCCUAAGCAGAGCGACAAACCCGAUGAGAGCAUCAACGCGGAAGUAAUUAGCGAGGGUCUUGCGAUGGUGCCAAAGAAAUUGAGGGCGUGGGAGCGCAGUGCAACCGAUAUCCUUGGUGCUCUGAAGAAGAGGCAAACCAUCGCUCAAGAAGAAAGGAGGGGUCAAUGGGAGUAUGGCGAUCUUACCGAGGACUAGAUGCGCACGUAUGUCGUUAUCAGUUGCUUGCGGGAGGUGCGGGCUCUGUGACAGGAGACAUAUGCAUGUCGGGUGGCACGCGUUGCGCCCUGUUACGAAGAGACGGCCUAUGAAGACGGACUACGGAGGGAAGUUGAUCUUGCGGCUUGGUAAUCCUCUCGCUUUUGCCUAGUUGUUUUCUUGAAGAUGCAUAGCGGAAAAUGAGGACCAAAAGUAUAGUUGCCAUGCACAAUAGGAUAAGACACGAUCAUGGAUAUAGAGAUCCGCGGCCAGGUGUGAAGCGAAAGUUGGAAUCGAUUCCCGGCUCCGCCCGCGUGAUGUCGGC